This is a messenger RNA of Caenorhabditis remanei, 1476 nucleotides long. RefSeq lists its product as uncharacterized. The record is from RefSeq and is a predicted model, not a curated record. The transcript is spliced from 8 exons. Bases 1 to 1476 code for a protein of 491 amino acids. NCBI's taxonomy places the organism in Eukaryota, Metazoa, Nematoda, Chromadorea, Rhabditida, Rhabditidae.
AUGUCUGCCAACAAUGACAAGAAGACUCGCCCAUUUGGAAUGGGCUGGAAGGAACAAGGGAAAAAGCAAGCCGCCGCCAACGGAAACUCUGCUCUCCAACGCAAUGAGUCGAACCGUGCUUGGGAUUGCGAAAACGUGUUCUAUGAUGCAACUGGCGGUCGUCGCAACUCUAAUCGAUCGAUACGGAAUUCUUCAACGUCGAACGGAAACAAAUCGAGGAAUCAACACGAAGCGGCCAACCGCACCUUCGGCCACGAGCAAGAAUAUUACGAUGCUCCGAUAAAGUUCAGUCAUCCGUCAAACAGAUCCUUCUGUGCUAACGAAGCGCCGUAUUUCCAUCCGACUGGCAAUGGUUACAACAAAGUGCAACGUGCGCGUGUCACAAGUAAUACAAGCACCAAUAGUGGGACGUGUCGUGAUGAACUGAGUGGAAGUCUUGGUGGUGGUCGAACAACGAAAAGUUCCAGGAUCAACUCUGCAACGUCGAAUGGGAACUUGAUGCUCCACGGCUAUUCAGGCGACCAACAUGAAUACUCGAAGGCCAGCGGAGAGCCAAUCCAUUCGACAUAUGUCAAUCGAAAUGGUGGAAAUCGUACGAAAAGUGACUCCAGCAGCUAUCCAGCUCCCGAUGUCAACUACAUUAAGAAUUUCGUUUCCCAAAACGCAGUCAAAUCCAUCGGUUCCUAUCAAAAACAGAAAGCAGUGAAUGAAAGUGCGGGCGAGCACCGAGGACGUGACAACCAGCGCAGAAGCCGCAACGCCAGCGCUCGGUCUGCUGUUGGAGCUGGUAACAAGACUUUUAAUGGAUAUGAGCUCCAGCUCGACAAAUCCUUCUUGGAGACGGAUUCUAUGAUGUGUGAUGAGGUGUUUAACGACAACACCACGUUGGACACCACUGGAAGACAAGAUCGUCUGAAUUACUGCACUCGUUCAAGUCAUGACCGCUCCAGUUCUUGCCGCACCAACAAGUCUUUCCCAGCGUUGGACGGCUCACACAAGAAGGACUACAUUCUUCUCACGCAUCGCCCAGCCAGAAAAUCGGAUGAUUUGCACUGCGCCCGUCCACCACUCCCACGCGGUGACGAGAAAGUCGAUUCGAAUAAAACAUUCUCUGCAAUUCGAUAUGGAAGCUCUCAAGCCAAUGUCACCAUCAAAGGAGACCCUGCUGACUGUUGUUACCCGCCUUUGCCAGUCAUUCCUGUUAUUGUACCGCCAGCAGUGAAACCAGCUGAAGUGCCGGUUGUCUGUCCGGCACCAAAAAAAAUCAGCCAGUUGGAAACGAAAAAUCGUUGCACAAACCAAAAAGGAACCUGGAAAAAAAGCAAUCGCAGCUUUCGAGCUAAUGCUGGAUAUCAGCAGGGGCCGUCGUUGACCCAUGAAGAGCUCCUUCAAGAGCUCACAAAGUCUGCGCCCCACAAAAAGGACACAAAGUGCAAAGUUCCAAAAGAGAGGCUUUUUGGAUUUGUCAAGCAGUAG